Messenger RNA from Spirodela intermedia, 2312 nucleotides. Lineage: Eukaryota; Viridiplantae; Streptophyta; Magnoliopsida; Alismatales; Araceae. The record is from the annotation of a GenBank genome assembly.
AUGGAGGGGCUGGUGGGAGCGGCAGUGCUUCUGGCGGCCGGCUUCGCCGGGCUGGCAGUGGUGAUGAGCGGGCUUCUGCGAUGGGCACACACCUGGUUCCAGGAACGGGGGCUGGGGAAGGAGCUCCGGCAGGCUCUGCCGCCGGGGGACAUGGGGUGGCCUAUCUUGGGCAACAUGCUGUCCUUCCUCCGCGCAUUCAAAUCUGGCCGUCCCGACUCCUUCAUCGCCGGCUUCGUCCACAGGUCUCUCCCUCUCUCUCUCUAUCUCUCUGUACAUUUCUGUGUCUCUGUUUCUCUUGAUUCUGCCGCCAUGCGCGAGAAGAUGGCUAGGUUUUUCUUCAUGGGAAAAGAGGGGAGAGGGGUAGAGGAAUUGGGGGCAUCCGUUCUAUUUGUCAACCAGAGUUUCCCAUCGGAGAGCAAGAGGGCUUCUGGGUCUUGCAUCUGGCGGCUCGCCUUUGACUUUGGUGUGGGUGCAACAGGUUUGGGCGCACAGGAAUGUACAAGGCCUUCAUGUUCGGGAGCCCCACGGUGAUGGUGACGACGCCGGAGGGCUGCAGGCAGGUGCUGAUGGACGACGAGCACUUCGUCCCUGGCUGGCCCAAGGCCACCGUCGAGCUCAUCGGGAGGAAGUCCUUCGUGGCCAUCCCGCCCGAGGAGCACCGCCGGCUGCGACGGCUCACCGCCACCCCCAUCAACGGCCAUGAAGCUCUCUCCACCUACCUCAAGUUCAUUGAGAAGACGGCGGUGCAGGCCCUGGAGAGGUGGGCCGGGAUGGAGGAGAUCGAGUUCCUCACCGAGCUCCGGCGUUUCACCUUUCGGAUCAUCAUGCACAUCUUUCUCUCUUCCGGCAGCGAUUCCACCAUGGACUCCCUGGAGAAGGUCUACACCGACCUCAACUACGGCAUGAGGGCGAUGGCCAUCAACCUCCCCGGUUUCGCCUACCACAGAGCCCUCAAGGUGUUCCUCCUCCUCCUCCCCUCUUUCCCACAUUGUUCCCGAUCUCAUUACAUGUAUUCUGCAGGCUCGGAAGAAGCUGGUGUCAAACCUUCAGUCGUUCCUCAACGAAAAAAGAGCGAGGAGGGCUCAGGGCGUUCCCGCGGUGAAGGACAUGAUGGAUGCCCUAAUCGAGGUUGAAGACGACGAUGGCAGGAAGCUGGAGGACGAGGAGAUCAUCGACGUCCUUAUCAUGUACCUCAACGCCGGUCACGAGUCCUCUGGCCACAUCACGAUGUGGGCCACCGUCUUCCUCCAGGAGCACCCUGAAUGCUUCAGAAAAGCCAAGGUACCGAGAUGGCUCAACGAACUCCAUUUCCCUUCUUCGAUUAAUCUCCGUUUCAGCUCUUCCUGGUUUUAUACACGAGAAGCUCGAUUCCCGACUCGCUGCAGGAAGAACAGGUGGAAAUCAGGAGGAGCAUGCUAUCCUCGCAGACCGGAUUAGCCCUCAAAGAUUAUCGAAAAAUGGAGUAUCUUUCCAAGGUUUGCUCGGAUCCCUCGAGGCAUUAAACACCCACCAAAUCCCAGUUUUAAAACAUCUGAACUCGAUCUUGAAGGUCAUCGACGAGACUCUGCGCCUGGUCAACAUAUCACUAGUCGCAUUCCGAGAGGCAACUUCCGACGUCAAGGUCAACGGUUAGUUACUGCAAACCCCAUGCGUUGACCACUGCCUGUUACUAAUUAAUGGCUGGCGAUCCCAUUCUUUUGGAAGGAUAUAUGAUCCCCAAGGGGUGGAAAGCCCAGGUCUGGUACAGGAACGUCCACAUGGAUCCUGAAGUUUAUCCCCAGCCGAAGGUUUUCAGUCCAGCUCGAUGGGAUGUAAGUACUAGUCCAUUCACAAGCCAACUUUGUUUAGAGAUACAACGGGCCGGCCCGUCGGGCUAUCUUAUACCCAUAACGGGCUUUAUAAUGGGCUUCAGGGGGUGAUCCCAAAGCCCGGAACUUUCCUCCCAUUCGGUGGAGGAAGCAGGCUGUGCCCCGGAAACGAUCUGGCGAAGCUAGAGAUCUCCGUCUUCCUUCACCAUUUUCUCCUAAAUUAUCAGUAAGUUCUUCCCAAUUUCUUCCUUUUUUUUUUUUUCCAAGUUUGGUCCAUAAAUGAUGAAUCCCGGGCCGGGCCCAUAGAGAAGCCCGAAAAAUUAUGGCCCUAGCCUGAUUCGGGCGGAUCCCAGCCCAUUCGCAAUCCUUAUUCGAGCCGCCCAUUUGAUUCGUCGCAGGCUCACUCGGCUCGACCCGGAGUGCCCCGUCCGGUACCUGCCGCACACCAGGCCCAUUGACAACUGCAGAGCGAGGAUCAGCAAGGUGUCGGCGUCUCCAACUUGA